Messenger RNA from Camponotus floridanus (Florida carpenter ant), 3572 nucleotides. Its product is annotated as odorant receptor 13a. Bases 2311 to 3519 code for a protein of 402 amino acids. Gene Ontology annotation, molecular function: odorant binding; olfactory receptor activity. Gene Ontology annotation, cellular component: plasma membrane. Gene Ontology annotation, biological process: sensory perception of smell; detection of chemical stimulus involved in sensory perception of smell. The record is from RefSeq and is a predicted model, not a curated record. The transcript is spliced from 9 exons. Lineage: Eukaryota; Metazoa; Arthropoda; Insecta; Hymenoptera; Formicidae.
AUUAAUCUCUCUAAAAAUAAAAAAAAAAUUGUGCAAUACGAUUGCUAUUAGAUUAUGUAUCUUUUUUGAAAGAUACUUGUUCUUAUCAGUAUCAUAUAUAUCUCAUGAUACACAUUUGAUGGGUAAGUUAUCAACUAUAAUUCAGUCUUAUUGCUCUAAUUGUGUUAAUCAUGUCAGGAAGAUGAUUACAUAUUUAUGCAUCUACGCUUUGUAACCGGUCGUAAAUAAUUGUUAGGACCGCUGUUGUAAUAAUUUUGAUAGACAAUGAGUGAAUUGAGCGAGACUUGUGUUGAUGAUUCCAGCUUGCAUCGGAGAAUUGCUGUCAGAUUUUAUACACGAUGCAUUUUCCUCUUAAAUACAACAUUUUGUUUUAAUAAUUUCUUGAUAUGUGAAAUUAAUAUUUCAGAUAUCUAAAAUUAUUAUAUUGAAUAAGUCGAUCAUCGAGUUUCACUGUUGUGUAUCAUUAAUUAUAAACGUUUUUCAAGACUCGUCUCAAAAGCAUCAUCCCUUUUUAUUAAAUCAACACAUGAUUACACGAUAAUCCCUCAAUUAGUCGCGAAUUAAUUUAGUGUAUAAUUGGUGAAUUUUGGAGAAGAUAAGAGAUAUGGAACCUAAAUUCGAGAUGUUUUACAUGGUAUAUUGUAUAAAAAAAUAAAUGCUAGAAUAUGUAAGUAAGAAGUCUUUCUAGAGAUCAUUAAGCUUGUUCUUUUUAGAUGCACUUCCUACGCUUUCUCUCUUCCUUUUUUCUCUUUCCAAAGCGUAAACUUGUAGUUGUUUCGUUUUAAGUACAGAAAGCGUACAGAAGAGAAGAGUACAGAAUUAAUAAGAACAAACAUAAUGAUCAAUCGAAAUGUAUCGUGACGGAGAGAUGCUCUAAUAAUUUUAUUAUUCAUUUAUUUUAAUUUGGCGAAUAUAAUAAGAUGGAAACGUACAACCGCAAAUGAUCCUUUAAUUUGGCGAAUAUAAUAUAAGUUGUAACGAAUUAUCGCAAUUCUUUGACGAGGGAUUGCGUCCCUUAUGUUAUAUACGUCCUUGUAUAUUGCUAAGUUUUUAAUUGUAUGUAUUCGGACUUGUGAUCAUUAUCUCUCGCCGCUUAUAUUUUUAUUUAAAAAUAUAUAUUUUGGCACUUAUAUGUGUGAAAGUGAAUGAAUGUUAGAAAACAAGAAAUGGAAGUCUUUGUUCGAAGGGAAAGAUGUGUGCCUAAUUUUUUCAUUGCUUUAAAUGAAUGAAUUUAAAUUAUUAUGGUCAACAGAUAUUAAUAUUUAUUUCGACUAACUCGGGUCAAGAUCCAGAAAUUGAAAAGUUGUUGAAAAGAUGCGAAAUAGACCUCGAGAUAAUGAUCAAGCCCCGUUCUUAGUUUACGUACACGCGAUCGAAAGGGACCGAUCCGAUAUCGAUAGCGAUCGAAGGGCAUAAAGAAAAAAAAAUAGUAGAUAUGUAAAUGCGCAGUUUUUCUCGGAUCAGCCGGCGAAAUCGCGGGCGAGAGCUGAUUGUGGGUCAGUUGACUUGUUUGUCAAACGACGUGCGCACCCACAUAUUCGGAGCAGCAUUCCCCCUCUUUACCCUCGACCGACCCCAUUCUCUCUUGUAAUUAAUUUACAUAAGCAUAUUCAUUGUAAAACUAUUCACACAUGGGCUGUAAAACUCGCGCGGCUGACCUCACACAUUCUACGGAUUCACACAUGAUUAUCCAUAUAAUUAUAGAUACCUAUUACGAGUAUAGCAUUCAGUAGCGUAAAUAAUAAAGUAAUUAAAUAAAUGUCAAUCAUAUAUCCUAUCAAGUAUAAUAUUUGAGGUACUUUUAAUCUCGACGAUGAUUAAUUAAAGUAAGUCGUCAAAUUUUAAUGAAGAAAUAAAGAAAAAGACUUAACGAGGAAAAUUUUAUUCCAGAUUUAUAAGGUAAGUGAAACUACAUUAUAAAAUUUUAAAAUUGAAAUAAUAGCUGUUGCAUAUGCAAACUUCACUAGAAUAAUGUAUUUUCUUAUUGUUGAGAAAAAAACCGCACGCGCAUAAGUAACAUCACUAGACUAUAUAUCAUGAGAGACUCUUUAUCACAUUUUUUAAUCGCAUUCAAUACACUUGCCAAGGGUCAGCUUGUCAAACGCUAUUCAUUUUUGCCUAUGUUAUAUUUAUAGGAGAUGUAUACUUAUUGUAAGUAUGUCCAGUUAUGGCAACUCGCUUGAUUGCUAUUGAACAUAGGGGGAAGGCAGAAAAAACGGAAGCGUUACAUGAAAUAUUAAUUUAUUUUCCGUAACGGAAAAGACUUUGCGAGGGAAGGUGUAUGUCAGAUAUUGAAGUGAUGUUGAAGUGAUGUUGUGCCUAACAAAAAUUAUUUCAAAUAAUAUAGAAGACAAUAGAAAUUAUUAUUACGAUGUUAGUAAAAAAUUCUUGUGGAUGGUCGGCCAGUGGCCUUAUCAGAAGCCGAAAACGAGAUUAUCCUUCUUCGCUUUGCUAGUCACAACUUUGAUUAUUUGUAUCAUUACACAGACAGCACAUAUUUUCUUGUGCAAAGACUCAGAAUGUAUCUUUGAAACAUUACCUGCACAUUUAUUAAUGUGGAAUAGUCUAGUGAAAGUGUGCACAUAUCAAUUUAACAGCCAAAAAAUUAAAAAUCUCACUGACCACUUAUUCGUAGACUGGGAUAUUUUGGAGACACGGGAAGAACGCGAGAUUAUGAAAAAAUAUGCCGAGAGUGGAAGGUGGUCCUCGUUAAUAUAUGCCUGGUACUAUUAUGUAUCUACUGUUUCAUUUAUAAUGACUUCUUUAAUACCACCUAUUAUGGACAUCCUAUUUCCUUUAAAUAUUUCACGUCCAAUAAUAUUGGCAUAUCCAGCACAUUAUUUCAUUAACGAAGAACAAUAUUUCUAUUACAUAUUUUGCCACAUGUUAAUGACUGGAGUGAUAUGUAUGACUGGAUUAAUUGCACACGAUUGCAUGUUCUUUACUUACAUAGAACACGUUUGCGGUCUUUUUACAGUGGUUGGAUUUAGAUUUGAACAAAUAUUAUAUAAACGUAAUAUCGCGAAAAGAAAACUUAUUGAUUACCCGGAUGAUGUAUAUAACAAAAAUAUUGCAUUUUCAGUUCAUUCUUAUCGACGAGCUCUGCAGUUUGCAGAACUCAUUGAAAAAGUCUAUUCGAUAUCAUUCGCUAUACAACUCACGCUAGCUACGAUUGGUCUUAGCGUUACCUUAUUGCAAAUUGCACAGUUGCAUAAUUUAAUGGACACAACAAAGUACUUCGUUUACAUUUUUGCACAAUUAUUUCACUUAUUCUGCUUCAGCUUUCAAGGACAAAAAUUGAUAGAUCAUAGCCUUCAAAUUUGUUACAAAAUAUAUAAUAGUGCGUGGUAUGAGAUACCCGUGAAAGGACAAAAACUUCUUUUGAUCACGAUGAGAAAAAGCACCAAAGCCAGUACUGUGACUGCUUGCAAGAUAUAUGUAUAUUCUUUGCAAAGUUUCACAACGGUUUUGCAGACCGCAAUGUCAUACUUUACGGUGUUAGCGUCUUUCAGUGAAUAACUUGAUGGUGAUUACAGCAUACAGUAUAAUAAAGUUGAAAAAAUUUUACAAGA